Prunus armeniaca (apricot) is the source of this 738-nucleotide messenger RNA. The record is from the annotation of a GenBank genome assembly. Lineage: Eukaryota; Viridiplantae; Streptophyta; Magnoliopsida; Rosales; Rosaceae.
AUGGACGUUUCUACUGCCACUCUCCAACCCUCUUGUUCUUUCCCACUAAGAGCCCCUAAAACCGCUACCAGAGACCGCGCUUCUUCUCUCUCUUUCGUCAGAACCUCGUAUAGAAGUAUUUCCCUAUCUUCCAAAAUCACCAAUGGUUGUCUCUUACCAGUUAAACAACCAGUCAGGCCUGUUGCUGCUGCUACCGUUGGUGAUACAACUGCAGUUCCAAACGAUUGUUCUAGUGCAGAAGAAUUGUCUAUUUCUGAUUCUUCUAACGCCACAUUGGUUGAAGAUGAAUCCAGAGGAAGUGGUGAAAAGGGGGAAGAGAAAGGUGGUGUGGGGGGCUUGGAUGACCACAAAAUGACCCGAGUAUGUGACAAGCUUAUUGAGGUUUUCUUGGUUGACAAGCCCACUCCAACUGACUGGAGAAGAUUAUUAGCUUUCAGUAAGGAAUGGGAUGAUAUCCGGCCUCAUUUCUAUAAGCGCUGUCAGGACCGGGCAGAUACUGAGGAUGAUCCUGGAAUGAAGCAUAAACUACUACGGCUUGGGCGGAAAUUGAAAGAGAUUGAUGAAGAUGUGCAAAGACAAGAUGAACUUCUUAAAGUCGUUAGAGGGGCUCCAUCAGAAAUUAGUGAAAUAGUUUCCAGACGUCGCAAAGAUUUUACACAAGAAUUCUUUGUGCAUGUUCACACUGUUGCUGAAUCCUAUUACGACAAUCCCACAGAGCAAAAUGGUGAGACUGUGUAA